CGGCGCGGGGCGCUGAUUUGGCCGGAGCUGCCAGCGGGGUGGCUACUGCUGUGGGUUGUUACAGCUGCUGGAGCAGCAGCGGCCCCUACCCCCUGGCACCUUUCCUAGGCCUUCGACCUCCAACCCCGCACUGUGAGUCCAGACGGGCGGCUUCGGUGGUGCCGGAACCGGGAGGGCCCCCGGGCUAGAGGAGAUACAGGAGAGAAGGAAAGAUGGGGCUGUUACCAUAGUGACGACCUUAGGGUCUUUGGCAAUCAGGAUCCUACCUCAGAACAGCGGUGGAGAGGGGUGGCAGGAUGAAUGUGGGCACAGCGCACAGCGAGGUGAACCCCAACACGCGGGUGAUGAACAGCCGCGGCAUCUGGCUGUCCUACGUGCUGGCCAUCGGGCUCCUCCAUGUUGUGCUGCUGAGCAUCCCCUUUGUGAGCGUCCCUGUCGUCUGGACCCUCACCAACCUCAUCCACAACAUGGGCAUGUACAUCUUCCUGCACACAGUGAAGGGGACACCCUUUGAGACUCCAGACCAGGGCAAGGCACGGUUGCUAACCCACUGGGAGCAGAUGGACUAUGGGGUCCAGUUCACGGCCUCUCGGAAGUUCCUGACCAUCACGCCCAUUGUGCUGUACUUCCUCACCAGCUUCUACACCAAGUAUGACCAGAUCCAUUUCAUCCUCAACACUGUGUCCCUGAUGAGCGUGCUCAUCCCCAAGCUGCCCCAGCUCCACGGAGUCCGGAUUUUUGGAAUCAAUAAGUACUGAGGGUGUAGCCCCUUCCCCUGCCCAGGAUGGCAGGGGAGGGGAGGAGGCCUGAUCUGCGAUGCUGAAGACAGAAGGAGCCUCUGGACAGUAGCCAGAGAUGGGGGUCGAGCCUCCGGGCCCAGUUUCCCCCCUCGCUUCCCCUGAUAGCACUUGGAGUAGCUUGUAGUGGGGUAGGGGUGGGCCUGCCGGGCUCUGAGCCCCUCUGGGUUUUUGAUCUUUUCCUUUUGCCUUUUAAGUAGAGAAUCCAUGGGGUGGUCAUGGAGCGGGCUGGACGCCUGGGCUGGCAUGACUCUGGAGGCUGACAUGGGGGGAGAACCCCUGCCCACUUGUUCAGCCUCAGGCAGCCAAAGCACUUUAACCCCUGCAGCUGGCAGAGGGACACGGUACAGCUUCCGGAUCGUUUCACUUUGGUUCUCUGGUCUUCAGGAUGCCGCCCAGGAUGUGCUUGUUUGUGUGGAAGCAGGCGUGUGGUGGGCCUUGGCCUCUGGGCAGAGAGCUCCCCUGCAGCCCACCCUGGUUCUGGGUGGGAGUGGGAAGGCUAAAGAGAGGGCAGAUGGGGUGCAGAUGUCCUAGUCCCACAGGGAGGGGCCAGAGCUGCUGCCCUCCCUGGUCAGGGCUGGGGAAUAGGGGUACUGAGUCCAGCGGGCUGCCUAGCUGCAGUGUAACGGAGAGGGGCCUGGUGAGGACAGAAGCUGCAGUAGAUCCCAACUCCUCCUUGGGCAUGCGGGCAUCCACACAAUGGUGGCAGCAGUGGAGCAGGGGUGGGGGUCUGUGGUGGGUUUGAGGCUCCUGGGCUGGUAUGAGGGUGAACGUGGUGGGAGUCAUCGUGAGCAGAGGUCCAGCAUGACCCUGCCUUUGGCUAUGGUAUGAGGGCUCCACCGAAAUGAUGCUGUGGAGCCCUUCGCACCCCUCCCCUCCAGGUCUCUUCAGGUUUCUCCUGUGGCACGUGGGCAGCACGAGCUGGCCAGUGCUGGAGCAGGGCACGGCCUGCAGACGCGGCCUCAGCGGCCAGAGAAGGCCCAGUGGAGCCUGCGGGCUGCAGAGGAGCCGCCCCAACUGGACCUCCUGGGGACAGCACCACUUUUGAGAAGAUGUGGUGCUCUGUACCCUUUCCCAGGGACCUGUUUCCUGCCUGCUGGCCCCCCACCUCCUGUAUCAUAGGGAACUCUCACCUCAAAAUCUUUCUAAGCAAAGUGUGAAUAGGAUUUUUACUCCCUUUGUACAGUAUUCUGAGAAGCGCAAAUAAAAGGGCAAUGUGCUCCUGUUG
This is a messenger RNA of Tupaia belangeri chinensis (Chinese tree shrew), 2025 nucleotides long. It is a transcript of the gene ORMDL3, whose product is annotated as ORMDL sphingolipid biosynthesis regulator 3. The transcript has 5 exons. The record is from RefSeq and is a predicted model, not a curated record. Lineage: Eukaryota; Metazoa; Chordata; Mammalia; Scandentia; Tupaiidae. The coding region runs from base 297 to 758 and encodes 153 amino acids. Gene Ontology annotation, cellular component: endoplasmic reticulum membrane.